Messenger RNA from Durotheca rogersii, 1864 nucleotides. RefSeq lists its product as uncharacterized. The record is from RefSeq and is a predicted model, not a curated record. The transcript has a single exon. Lineage: Eukaryota; Fungi; Ascomycota; Sordariomycetes; Xylariales; Xylariaceae. The coding region runs from base 480 to 1532 and encodes 350 amino acids.
CUCUGCCAGUGGAGAGAGGGAGGAUUCUGUCACGAUCGUGAUGGCAAGACUUGGGUAGUGUCAGAUCCCUACGUGCAAGUCGGAACCGGGUGAAGGGUGAGGGGCAACCUACCUAUGUGGCGCAAUGGACGACGAGGAACAAGUACGGAGUCUCAUAUUUACAUCUGGAAAAACAUGAAUUUUUGGAUGGUUAUAUUAACUGCCUAUUAAAUCGAGCGACAUUCACAGUAAUGGGCAAUAUUUACUUCAAUCCGAUUAGUAUAAAAUAGCCAAGCUCUUUAAUUCGCGAUAGCUUCUAGCUACCCUUCCUCAUAGAUCAAUGGCUCAUUGGGUUCGGCAUCCUAAAGAUUCUCAUCCUAAUUACCAACCGGUAUCGUAAGAUCACAGGAAGCGGACCAGCCGGGAAGCACAAAUAGCUAUUUGCUUGCAGGCAGAACGCCGGACCGAAACUAUUCAGACGGAGCUAUUACGAUAUCACGAUGCCCUCGUCCACGAUGCCCUUGCCCACGAUCGACGAAGCUCCCGUCGGAGAGCAGUCCGAGAAAAACGCUAACGAACUUAACCAAAAGGUUACCGGAUCCCGAGAGUCGUAUGAGAAACCGGUUAACGGCGCCCAUAAACGAAUGAAGUUUAUCGUUAAGAACCUUCAACGGCAACAUACCGACAUCCUACAUAAGAUAAAGGAACGCUUUAAAAAGCUGACCGCCCUUAUCAAAUGUCGGCAGGGUAAUCAAUCUAAUCCAUCAAACCCAUCGAAUGCAGCAAGUCCGCCGAGUCCCUCGCCGCCAGCGGGAUGCGCGAUACCCGCGGUUAACGAACGCAACAGCAACGGCGAGGAUAGAGCUAAAGCCACUAACGACGCUCGACACCUCGUUGCUGACGACGCUCAAUGCAAAGCCCGUCCGACAACCGAGCCAGCCUGUCCUAAGGCCUACUCGGGAGCGGGACCUGAACCAUAUACCCCCACGGGCCCAGAAUGCCUCCCAAACGGGAAGAUCGACUUCCAUCGGGCAAAAAACCCUGGUCCCGGUUCGGCCGAGAUCCAGCAAGAAGCUCCUCACAUUUUUCACAGCCCACUGACAGAAUUCGCGACGCUGUUACCCAUCGUUGGCGAAAGCCUUGUUAACUUUAUGCGCCGCAUACGCGAAGCUUACUACCGACUGUCGUCCCAGGAUCGCGAGAGUAGGUUGAUCCGCGAGUUGUUACUGAACCACUUCAAGAACUACGCUCCCAGCGUGUGGUUGUCUUUAGUUGAUCACAUCCACCAGUGGAACACAGACCAGGUCGUUGAGAAGGCAGUGUGCCGCGCUGAAGUGAUUACGCACAUAGCGGUGGAACGCAAGAUUUACAGCACGCCCACGAUCACCACACAGCUGCGGGGCACAGCUGCCCCGUUUUAUAUUAUGAAGAUUGCCGAAGCGACAGCUUUAAGACCGGGAUCACCUUACGUCAGGCUCCUUGACGCUACUGACGCCGUCGUUCAAGCAGCAAAGCUACCUGAGAUUUUAGGUUCGCGGUGCGACGAUGGUUAAGCGCCGUGAGGAGCAGGGCUACGCCACGAAAGCAGCUAACGACGGCGACGGCGACGGCGGUGACAACGACGACGACGAGUGCUUCUACCUACGGGAUCGAAGCCGAAGCCAACCUGGGAAAAUUCGAUUACCCAGCGAAUUCAACGGCUGCGAGUGAAGCUAGGUAUCGUAAACAUACCUACCAAGAAUCAGGGAGAUCGACGAAGAUCACGAGGAUCACGAGGAUCGAGGACGAUCCUCAGAAAGGAGAGGAGGCAUAUGGACCCCAGCUACCUUAUCGGUUACCCUAUGAACUGUUCCAUUGAAUGGAGCUGAUAUUCACCGUAAUCGGC